Messenger RNA from Wyeomyia smithii (pitcher-plant mosquito), 501 nucleotides. RefSeq lists its product as uncharacterized. The transcript has a single exon. Bases 1 to 501 code for a protein of 166 amino acids. Lineage: Eukaryota; Metazoa; Arthropoda; Insecta; Diptera; Culicidae. The record is from RefSeq and is a predicted model, not a curated record. Gene Ontology annotation, biological process: DNA integration. Gene Ontology annotation, molecular function: nucleic acid binding.
AUGCCAGCUGGUAUCAAUGGAUGUCUUCUAGUGUAUCAAGGAAAGCAACGAAAAUUCCUAGUAACCGUGGACCACUAUUCCGACUAUUUUGAAAUUGAUAUCCUCAAAGACUUAACUCCUUCGUCAGUCAUUCAGGCAUGUAAACGCAACUUCGCUUGUCACGGAACACCUCAAAGGGUCAUAUCGGACAAUGGUUCAAAUUUUGUCAAUGAGGAAAUGGUGCAUUUCAGCAAGCAAUGGGACUUUAAGCACUCCACCUCGGCUCCGUAUCACCAGCUGGCAAAUGGGAAAGCCGAGGCUGUAGUAAAAAUCGCAAAGCACCUAAUCAAGAAGACAGCAGAAUCUGGUCAGGACCUGUGGUUGGCGUUACAGCUUUGGCGUAAUACACCGAACAACAUCGGUGGUAGUCCGGCAUCGAGAUUGUUUUUCCGUGGUACGAGGUGUGCCAUUCCUAUGCCGGGUACGAACUUGGUACCUGUAGGAUCGGGCCCCUCGUUAUAG